AAAAGUAGUGCGCUAUGUAGGGAAAUGGGUGUCAUUUAGGACAGACACACUGUGUAGGCCCAUGACACUAUCUACUGUCUGACCUCAUGGUUGACCUCUCUGCAUCCAGGCCACCUUGGUACAUUAGGUUAGCAUGUGGACAGGCUGCGAUUUUACAGGUGAAUUUGGAAGCAGACACUUACAGUAUGUCGAGUUACUUUUGUAGUUCCCUUUUCUUUGCACGAAGGGAAAUGAAUGCAGAAGUACUGCAUGUGUGAAAAAGUAAGAGAGGAGAGAUACAGAUGGACUGAAAGAAAGCGGAACGGACUGAGUAGCGGCGUAGAAGUUGAUCGAUGCAGAAAAUACAUUUGGUUUGCCAAAGAACCCCAGCUAUCUUAAGGACCCAGUUUUAACAAGAUCAGCCACUGAGACAAAGCUUCCUGGUGUUGAGGGACUCUGCCUCCCAGCCCGUCCUGUUGUGUGUCCACUGGAGGAGAGAGUGGAUAUAUCAGAGACAACCCCAUAUAGGCAGGACACACACACACAUUUUAUCAGCCAUCUCAGUCAUAUUUAGGCUUCUCUGAUCCGGCUCAGUUAGUGGUCUUCUACUCGCUGAGCAGAGUCCUGGCUGUGUCUCACCUCUGACCUCCAGCCUGAUCACAUGACUCAGAGGGCUCCUGGUACUGCCAUGUGCACCAUACAGCUGACAGCAGCCAAUGGUGCUCUGUCCAUCAUCAACCCACUGUAUCUCCAUGAGCAUGGCGAUGACUGGCUGACACAUCAACCAACCAGCCCACAGCGAGUUAAUCGGCCAUCUAAUUAUAGUACCAUACCAUGGCCAGGGGCGGAUCUUCUUACUAAGAGAGCUAUCUCAUUGGAGCAGGAGCCCUGCAGUCCUAAUAAUCCAGGGUCUCCUGUAGUCCAGGCUGCCCCGUCUCCCCCCACCCCUAAAGAGGGGGUGGUUUUGAGGAGCCUCAGUAGGGAUUCUUCCAUUGAGUCACUCCACAGAACAGGGAGCCAGGACCGCACUACCAUGCACCCCUCAGACCCCAAGCCCCUGUUCAGCCCUGCCCCUCAGUCGCCUCAGAGGGUGUCCUGGAUUGAGGACAAUGUAUGGUUUUCCCAACCACCAUCCCUCUCCCUCCUCCACCCACCCUCCCCGGAGCUAGACUCGCUGUCAAUCAACAGCGUCGAGGAGGAGCCGGAGUCGGUCACUAAUCCCUCCCAUGCCCCCCACCCCUCGCAUCGGUUGGCCGACAAGGUGAUGCACCGCCUCUCGGUUGUGGGCCUCGCCAUUGGUGGGCUGGGGCGUUCACAGAAGAGGCUGACCAAGCGGGUGCAGGAGCUCAGCAAGCGGAGGGACGGAGUGUUUGCCGAGGCAGUGAUGGGAUUCGUUGAGAUGACCCUGGGGGCUGGGUUUAUCCCUGACAUGACAGGUGCGGACCUGCUUCAGGAGGUGCGUACGGCUCUCACUGCCCUGAGAGAGACACUGCUGGACUGUCCUGAGAUACACAUCUUCAUAGACAGUAUGGCCGACACAACAGACUGGGAGCUGGAUGCCAUACUGGAGCGCUCCCUACAUAAGGUGGCCCUAAAGCCUGUGAACACCCACCUGUACACCUGCCUCCAGAGCUGUCGGGACCACGACGGUAGCCUGCGGAAGCUGAGGGAGAACCAGCGGCUCCUGGAGGGCCGGGGGGUGGAGGAGCUGGAAGGGACGCCUGGGGCGGGGGUCCCUGACCCUGUCACCCUGGAGAAGAUCCAGCAGAGGUGGUCAGCCAUGCACCAGUCCUACUCCCCCAGCAGGAAGGUCCAUAUCCUGCUCAAGGUCUGCAAGACCAUCUACCACAGCAUGACGGCCAAUGCCAACCCAGGUGGGUGGUGCAGGGUACACCUCCUCAGCCUCGGUGUGGUGUAUGGGGCUGAUGACUUCUUGCCCUGUCUGACCUGGGUGCUUCUGCGUGGUGAUGUGGUCACUCUGCAGCUGGACACUGACUACAUGAUGGAGCUACUGGACCCCACACAGCUGCAGGGAGAGGGAGGUUACUACUUGACGUCCCUGUACGCCUCUCUCUUCUACAUCAGCAGCUUCCGCCCUCGUCUCGCCACGCGCCAGCUCAGCACCGAGGCCCAACAAUCCCUGAGCCAAUGGCAACGCAGGCGCACACUGCACUGUAACCAAUCACGACGCAGCACGAAUCGGAGGACCCUCCGGAGACCUGGGCACGGCGAGAAGGGCAAGGAAUACUCCAGUGAUGCAGAGCCGGAAACUGGCACAGGAAGUGUAACUGAUGACCCACCGGCGCCCUCUAGUGUUCUGGCAAAGGCACUGCACAUAAUCUCAGAGGUUGUGGUAGCGGUGAGGGAGGAGGAGGGCAGCAGAACGGAGGGCCAAGGAUCCCCAGCUGUACAACUCCAGGCCUCACCUCAGAAGGGGAGACAGGACUCAGGUUAGUCUCCGCAGCGUCCAUGAGGCACUCCAUAGAUGCUACCCUCCACAGCAUGGCCUUCGCUCCAGAUCAAAACUCCAAACCUACAACCUAAUUAUGGCCAAAAUUAACCGGAUAGAUUACUGCUACCAAGGUUUCCUGUUUCCAAGCUAUACAGAGGGUGCUCUAGCAAACAAACAGCAGAGACCUGAGGACACCAUCCAACCUGGAACUGAGUGAGUAGUGUUUGGUCUGAUGCUAUUUUGAAAACCAAGAAGAAAAAGAAAGUACAUUACAGUGAUAUAUUUUAUUUUAUGGGUACUGAUAGCUGAGUUAAGGCUCCCAGGCUUGCUAGGACAGACCAGAUACAAAUUCAAUUAGCACUAAGGUGUGAAGGCAAAGGUGUCGAGGCCUUUGGGCCCAACAAGUUGCAGGAGUCUUUGAAGCAUCCUCUGAAGCCACCUCCUGCUGUUCAGAGACCAGAGAGACCACUGGGAUUUACGUCCUGCUGUUCAGAGACCAGUGAGACCACUGGGAUUUACCUCCUGCUGUUCAGAGACCAGUGAGACCACUGGGAUUUUCUACAAGAAAUCUGCCUCCAGAAAUAAAAGUUUCUCCCAAGUGGGUGUGACACCUAUUCCUGUUGCCUGCUGCACUGCUGCUUGGAUUCCACCUGGAGAUCUGUUCACCGUCUUCCCUGGCCUGUCUCCCCCUGUCUGGUACAGGUACCCCCACCACACUCCCCCCUCUCUCCCGAGCUUUCGCUCACCUCCAGCACUCAGUUGGGGCGAGUGGCUCUGAACUUACAAUGGCUAGCCCCAAGUCGUUAUAUAUUCUAUUAUUUUCUUGUCCAUUUUGCUCUUUUGCUUUUUGACUCAUGACUCCUGCAUACUUUGUUGACUACAAACUUUCUUUACCCAACCGUGGGACAGACUGUUUGUUCCCAGACUCGGGACUCUGACUCUCUAUUGGUUACACAGACUUUUGGCCUUCCAUCCUAUUCUAGCCACCUCUCGCCGGCUUUGUAUUCAUGUUACCUGAUGAAAUUGCUGUAUAAUAUGAUCUUGUUGCCAUCUAAUGUGCAUUCAGAUGUCAUAAAUCAGCACUGCAGAGCUCUCUCUGUCCUCUGCCGUGCCUUGAUUGUAUUACUGUUGAUAUCUGGAAAUAUGCAUGUACACCCUGGCCCAUCUACUGUUUCAGGCCCCAAUUCUGAUUUGUGCUCCGAUAUCUGUUUCACGGAUUUCUGCUCUCGUAAAAGCCUGGGUUUUCUGCACGUUAACUCUAGAAGCUUAUUACCUAAAAUGAAAGUGUGGGUUCACAGCUCCAAUCCAGAUGUGUUGGUCAUUACUGAGACGGGGUUAAGGAAGAGUGUUUUGAAUACUGAAUACUAACCUUUCUGGUUAUAACCUUUUCGGCAGAUCUUCCAAAGGUGGGGGAGUGGCAAUCUUUACAGAGAAUCACCUUCAGUGCUUGGUGGUCUCCACCACGUCUGUCCCGAAACGAUUUGAUUUGCUGGUUUUAAGCAUUAAACUUUAAACACCCAGAAAAGGCUACUCUCCUCGAUGUUAUCCUCACAAAUAAUCCUGAUAGGUAUCAGUCUGGUGUUUUCUGUAAUGACCUGAGUGAUCACUGUUUUACAGCCUGUGUUCGUAAUGGCUGCUCAGUGAAACGACCUGUCCUGAUUUGUCAUAGACGCUUGCUAAAAAUCUUUAAUGAGCAAGACUUCCUUCAUGAACUGGCCUCUGUAAAAUGGUAUAGAAUCAGCUCUGUCGAAGAUGCUUGGACCUUCUUUUUUGAUAACAAACACGCCCCCGUAAAGAAAAUGGAAAUUAAAAACAGGUUCAGCCACUGGUUCGACCGUGAUCUGGCAGAGUUACUCCACCUCAAGAAUUGGCAUUUGGCACACGCUUACUCAGGCUGACUGGCUCUCGUUCAGGCAAAUGACAAAUAAGUGUACUUGGGCUACCCGGAAUGCCAAAGUUAGUUACUUUAAGGAGCAGUUCUCUCUCUGUGGGUCUAACCCCAAGAAGAUCUGGAAAACUGUUAAAGACCUGGAGAAUAAAUCAUUCUCCUCCACAGCUGCCCAUGUCCCUUAAUGUUGAUGAUGUGGUUGUUACUGACAAGAAGCACAUGGUUGAGCUCUUAAAUCACCACUUAAUUAAGUCAGGAUUCCUAUUUGACUCAGCCAUGCCUCCUUGCCCGUCCAACAUUUCCUCAUCUCCCACACCUUCUAAUGCGAUUAUCCUUGAUUCUCCUCUUCUCCCUCUUUUUCCCCUGCCCCGCCACAUAGUUUCUCCCUGCAGGCAGUCACUGAGUCUGAGGUGCUAAAGGAGCUCCUGAAACUUGACCCCAAAAAACAUCUGGGUCAGAUGGUUUAGACCCUUUCUUCUUUAAGGUUGCUGCCCAUAUCAUCUCCAAGCCUAUCUCUAACCUUUUUAACCUGUCUCUCCUUUCUGGGGAGGUUCCCAUUGCUUGGAAGGCAGCCACGGUGUGCCCUUUAUUUAAAGGUGGAGAUCAAGCUGAUCCUAACUGUUAUAGGCCUAUUUCUAUUUUGCCCUGUUUAUCAAAAGUGUCGGAAAAACUUGUCAAUAGUCAACUAACUGGCUUUCUUGACGUCCAUAGUAUUCUCUCAGGUGUGCAAUCUGGUUUCCGCUCAGGUUAUGGAUGUGUCACUGCAACCUUAAAGGUCCUCAAUGAUGUCACCAUUGCUCUUGAUUCUAAGCAAUAUUGUGCAGCUAUUUUUAUUGACUUGGCCAAAGCUUUUGAGACGGUAGACCAUUCCAUUCUUGUGGGCCGGCUAAGGAGUAUUGGUGUCUCUGAGGGGUCUUUGGGCUGGUUUGCUAACUACCUCUCACAAAGAGUGCAGUGUAUAAAGUCAGAAAAUCUGCUGUCUCAGCCACUGCCUGUCACCAAGGGAGUACCCCAAGUCUCGAUCCUAGGUCACACACUCUUAUCAAUUUACAUCAAUAACAUUGCUCAGGCAGUAGGAAGCUCUCUCAUCCAUUUAUAUGCAGAUGAUACAGUCUUAUACUCAGCUGGCCCUUCCCCGGAUUUUGUGUUAAAUGCUCUACAACAAAGCUUUCUUAGUGUCCAACAAGCUUUCUCUACCCUUAACCUUGUUCUGAACACCUCCAAAACAAAGGCCAUGUGGUUUGGUAAGAAGAAUGCCCCUCUUCCCACAGGUGUUAUUACUACCUCUGAGGGUUUAGAGCUUGAGGUAGUCUGGACAAGUACUUGGGAGUAUGGCUAGAUGGUACACUGUCCUUCUCUCAGCACAUAUCAAAGCUGCAGGCUAAAGUUAAAUCUAGACUUGGUUUCCUCUAUCGUAAUCGGUCCUCUUUCACCUCAGUUGCCAAACUUACCCCGAUUCAGAUGACCAUCCUACCCAUGCUAGAUUACGGAGAUGUAAUUUAUAGAUAGGCAGGUGAGGGUGCUCUCGAGGGGCUAGAUGUUCUUUACCAUUCGGCCAUCAGAUUUGCCACCAAUGCUCCUUAUAUCAUCACUGCACUCUAUAAUCCUCUGUAAACUGGUCAUCUCUGUAUACCUGUCGCAAGUCCCACUGGUUGAUGCUUAUUUAUAAAACCCUCUUAGGCCUCACUCCCCACUAUCUGAGAUAUCUACUGCAGCCCUCAUCCUCCACAUACAACACCCGUUCUGCCAGUCACAUUCUGUUAAAGGUCCCCAAAGCACACACAUCCCUGGGUCGCUCGUCUUUUCAGUUCGCUGCAGCUAGCGACUGGCACGAGCUCAAACUGGACAGUUUUAUCUCAAUCUCGUCAUUCAAAGACUCCAUCAUGGACACUCUUACUGACAGUUGUGGCUGCUUUGCAUGAUGUAUUAUUGUCUCUACCUUCUUGCCCUUUGUGCUGUUGUUUGUGCCCAAUAAUGUUUGUACCAUGUUUUGUUCUGCUACCAUGUUGUGGUGCUACCAUGUUCUUGUUAUGUUGCUACCAUCUUGUGGUGCUUCCAUGUUGUGUUGCUACCAUGCUGUGUUGUCAUGUGUUGCUGCCAUGCUUUGUUGUCUUUAGGUCUCUCUUUAUGUAGUGUUGUCUCACUUGUUGUGAUGUGUAUUUUGUCCAAUAUUUAUAUUUUAUUUAUUUGUAUUAUUUUUCAUCCCAGGCCCCCGUCCCCGCAGGAGGCCUUUUGGUAGGCCGUCAUUGUAAAUAAGAAUUUGUUCUUAACUGACUUGCCUAUUUAAAUAAAGGUUCAAUUCUAAUUAAAAUUCAAAUUGGGGCACGGCAUGGAGGUUUUCAGCAGGCUGGCUCCAUGGUUAGAACACAGUUGAUGUGUUUUCCAUGCUGACCACUAGGUUGCAGUACCACACCACAUCUGUCUGUUUCCUCUGGGUUGCAAUAGUUAAGCAUAACAGUGGAGCUCGUUAGUGAAUAAGGAGUUUGAGAAAGGGAGAGAAAUGUGUUGGGAAUGCCUGAAUUAACAGCUAUCAAGAAAUAACUGUUGAUCCGAUUGUAUUAUGUUGUGUGUAAUAUGUCCUCUGUUUUUAACUUCAUUCUGUUAUUAUUAUAAUCAACAUUAUUUGUCAUGCUUUAGGAUGGUGGAAUGUGAAAUUACGUUUGCAUACAGUAAAAACAGCAUUCUAGA
Molecule: messenger RNA, 7007 nt
Organism: Oncorhynchus nerka (sockeye salmon)
Lineage: Eukaryota; Metazoa; Chordata; Actinopteri; Salmoniformes; Salmonidae
Product: ras and Rab interactor 3-like
Exons: 9
Coding region: 641-2434 (597 amino acids)
Biological process (GO): vesicle-mediated transport
Cellular component (GO): cytosol; endocytic vesicle
Molecular function (GO): guanyl-nucleotide exchange factor activity; small GTPase binding
Source: RefSeq, a predicted model, not a curated record